GUUAAUCUUCACAUUUUUACUUGAGUUUAGAACUAAAAUGUCCACCGGAAGGAAAAUUUUAACAAUUUGUUCACAGCUAAAAGAAAUAGAAUCAAGAGUCAAGGUUGUUUGUCCCCAGCUUGAAGUUGUGCAUGUUGAUCCUCCCCUUCUACCUAUAGUUCUUCAGCAGACAGAUUAUCUAAUUGCAGACUUCAACCAUUUAGCUCCGAUACUGUUUGAGAAUCCUGAUAGGCUUAAGUGGGUUCAAGGUACAUGGGCAGGAGCAGACUACCUUGUUAAACUCGUUGCUGCUGCAGACAAACUUCCUGUGAUAAAAGUUUCCAGACUGACCCAUCCGACCUUCAGUCAGCUUAUGGCUGAGUACUGUGUUUCUGCUGUUAUUAACAUAGAGAGGGGGUUUAAACAGUGCCAUGAACUUCAGAGACAGAAAAUAUGGGCUGGAGAUAGAUUAAACAAUUACCGAAGCCUGAAUGAGUUAACUAUUGGUAUUCUUGGAGUAGGUGAAAUAGGGAGUUCUUGUGCUAAACUACUCCAUGGAUUUGGCUGUCAAAUCAUUGGCCUUGUCAACUCUCCCAGGUUGCCAGAUCAUUAUGUAUCCAAGUAUUACUGCCUGAGUGAGGUAAAGGAACUGCUUAGGUCUGCAGAUUAUAUAAUCAACGUCCUACCUUCUACUCCUCAAACCAACAACAUUCUUUCAAAUGAUGUUUUGAGUGCAUGCCAGGGUUCAGGAUUUAUCAAUAUUGGGAGAGGAAAUGUGUGCACGGACCAAGAUAUCAUCAGUGCUCUGAAUAACGGAUGGUUAAAGGAAGCCUAUCUUGAUGUCUUCUCGGUAGAACCUCUUCCGUUGGAUUCAGGAUUCUGGACUCACCCUAGAGUUACAGUUACUCCUCAUGUCGCUGGUAGUUCUCGUGCUCUAAAGAUAGUUGACAGUUUUAUGUACAAUCUGUUUAUAUAGUUACUCCUCAUGUCGCUGGUAGUUCCCGUACUCUUGAGAUAGUUGACUGUUUUAUGUACAAUCUGUUUAUAUAGUUACUCCUCAUGUCGCUGGUAGUUCUCGUGCUCUAAAGAUAGUUGACAGUUUCAUGUACAAUCUGUUUAUAGAGUUACUCCUCAUGUCGCUGGUAGUUCUCGUUCUCUUGAGAUAGUUGACUGUUUUAUGUACAAUCUGUUUAUAUAGUUACUCCUCAUGUAGUUGGUAGCUCCCGGACUCUUGAGAUAGUUGACUGUUUUAUGUACAAUCUGUUUAUAUAGUUACUCCUAAUGUCGCUGGUAGUUCUCGUGCUCUAAAGAUAGUUGACAGUUUUAUGUACAAUCUGUUUAUAUAGUUACUCCUCAUGUCGCUGGUAGUUCCCAUACUCUUGAGAUAGUUGACUGU
Molecule: messenger RNA, 1375 nt
Organism: Eurytemora carolleeae
Lineage: Eukaryota; Metazoa; Arthropoda; Copepoda; Calanoida; Temoridae
Product: glyoxylate/hydroxypyruvate reductase A
Exons: 12
Coding region: 38-955 (305 amino acids)
Molecular function (GO): NAD binding
Source: RefSeq, a predicted model, not a curated record